Messenger RNA from Telopea speciosissima, 628 nucleotides. RefSeq lists its product as uncharacterized. NCBI's taxonomy places the organism in Eukaryota, Viridiplantae, Streptophyta, Magnoliopsida, Proteales, Proteaceae. The transcript has 4 exons. The coding region runs from base 83 to 628 and encodes 181 amino acids. The record is from RefSeq and is a predicted model, not a curated record.
UGUGAUUGAGGCUGAGAUUCACCGGCCGAAAACGGUCCCAGAUCUGCUUUCUGCUGUAAAAUUGCAGGAAAUUUUACCAGAGAUGGCAGCCAGGCUAACGAAGUUGCUGCUGAACGUGAUGAUACAGAGGAGCUUGGGAGCUGUAAAGGUGGUGAUGUCACCGGAGUCGACGGUUGGAGAUCUGAUUGCGGCGGCGGUGAGGUUGUAUGCCAAGGAGGGGAGGAGACCUUUGCUACCCAUGACGGACCCCGCAGAUUUCGACCUCCAUUAUUCUCAGUUCAGCUUAGAAAGUCUGAAUCGGGAGGAGAAGCUGAAAGAAUUGGGGUCGAGGAAUUUUUUCCUGUGCCGCAAGAAGCCAAACGAAGCUCCGGUGGAUGCGUCUUCCUCUUCGUCAUCGUCGUCGUUGGCGGUGGCAUCGUCGUCUUGUUCGAAUCAAGCUGAGAAGGUUUCGAAGAUCGCUGUUCCCUGGGUUAGGUUCAUGAACUUCUUGCUGAAGCUUAUUGAGAGCGAGAGAGAGAGAGAGAGAGAGAAGACUCUAUCUAAAAUACGGGCAGGCCCUGAUGGUGGUUGUUGUGUUGCCCAUGGCAGUGUUAAAAUCAUGUCCAGAGAGCUCCUGCUGAUUCUAUAG